Camponotus floridanus (Florida carpenter ant) is the source of this 820-nucleotide messenger RNA. Its product is annotated as peroxiredoxin-like. The transcript has 3 exons. Bases 308 to 820 code for a protein of 170 amino acids. Lineage: Eukaryota; Metazoa; Arthropoda; Insecta; Hymenoptera; Formicidae. Gene Ontology annotation, biological process: cellular response to stress; cell redox homeostasis; response to oxidative stress. Gene Ontology annotation, molecular function: thioredoxin peroxidase activity. The record is from RefSeq and is a predicted model, not a curated record. Gene Ontology annotation, cellular component: cytosol.
GCCACUGCGAUCUAAACUCGGCGACUUGGCGGACUUUCUCCAGCGGAAACUCCUAAACGGUGAUUUGCUCCGACUUCGUUCCUUACGCCUUAAAGACUCGGAGCCGGUUCCGCCUUUUGGAGCUUAACGACGUACGCAACACACAUAACGUUUAUUAGCUACUUACUUUGUACCCUGAACCACCUAGCUUGUAGCAGAGAAUUGAUCAGAAAAAUGGGAAAUUUCGCAUACACCGCAAGCACGAUUGAUACCAGCAGUGUCACGGGCCGCACCACCCUGGUCGGGUGUUGCGAUAAUUGAUUUAAAGAUGCAAGAGCUAUCAUCAGAACAUUUUUCGGGAAAGUACUUGGUGCUUCUCUUCUAUCCGUACGAUUUCUCGUUCGCAUGCCCCAUCGAGCUUAUUCAAUUUAGCGAUCGCAUCGCCGAAUUCCGGCUUAUUGGUUCGGAGGUAGUAGCUAUUUCAACAGAUUCCAAAUUUUCGCACUUUGCAUGGAUGACGACACCGCGCAAACAAGGGGGCUUGGGUGAAAUGAAAAUCCCACUCCUGUCGGACCAAAAUCACCAAAUAGCGAAAAACUAUGGUGUAUUAAACGAAAAACAUGGAGUAGCAUAUAGAGCUCUGUUUGUUAUAGACAAACAACAAAUUGUACGUCACGUAACGAUAAACGCUGACGAUUUACCGCGAUCGGUGGAUGAAGUUCUGCGGAUCAUAAAAGCUUGCCGUUUUGUGGAUGAACAUGGUAGCGUGUGUCCCUUUGGACCGUUGCAAACGAAAACCGCCUCCCGAAAAGAGCCAGAUUAUUAUUUCCACACGAAUUAA